UCCUGGCCAGAUAAGAUGUUUGGGGCGGGCAGUCUGCAUUUUUUUCAAGCUCUCAUUAUGCUGCACCAGUAUCUCCAGAUGCUGUUCCCAGGGAACUAAGCUGCUUUCUACAUAAAACUGCAAAAAGCGAUGGAGAGCUCAAGCAAAGACCAUGGUUAUUCGGAUGCUUCCAAGCCAUGCUCUGCAGCCCAUGAAGAGAAUGCUGUGCCAGAAGUCGUCAUCACCCGCCGCUUGAGAGACCGGGAGCUGCUCCGGAAAAGAAAAGCAGAAGCCCAGGAGAAAGACUCAGCUCAGUGGAUUCUGAGGGAGCAGAAGAACAAACGACAAAGGAGAGGCAGAGGAGGCAGGCAAAGGCAGGGCCGCCAGCCAGCAGUGAAGCCCAGCCAAGAUCCAGAUCCAGAACCCAUGGUGAAGCCCAGCCCAGAGCCUGAACCAGUGCUGGACCCCCAGCCUGAUUCCCAGAAGAAUACUGAGCCAGCACCUUCUAAGCUGGUACUGCCAGUGCUGUCCAUCCCCAGCCUGGCCAGUGGGAUACAACUAGGAGAAGUGGAAGGCAAGCUGGCAGCCAAAAGCCAGGAUCCUACAGGUGAAGAGGAGGUGCUGAAACCCACAGAAGCAGGAAUACCAGAAGCUUUGAAUAUUCCUCUGGAAAUUGACCACCAGGAUUAUUAAUACAGCACAGAUCUUCUAUUUCAAAUUUGUUUGGGGAUUUCUAAAAUGUGUUUACUCUUGCCUGACAAACUCUAAUAAGCACUGCAGAAUGACUUUAACUAGUUCCUUCCUUGCAAGCAAUAAAGCACAUAGUCAGCACAUCCCUUCACUUUCUAUGCUUUUAGGUUACAAUGAGAGGGAAUGCGGUUGCUUGCACAUAGACAGCCCUUUGGGAGCUCCCUGCUCUCCGUGGCUCUGCCUUUGCCCUCUCUGCCAGCAGACUGUUUCCUCUGGGUGGUGGUGCCAUGGAGAGCUGCAUCAUGCCCCGCCACCUUGCAGUUUAAGCAUAUAAACAAGUAUUUAUCUGUAUUUCUGGAAGGGAUUUCUGAUUUGCAGAAAUGCGAGUGAUAUUGCAAAGCUGAAACCCACUGCGAUUUUUAGCUGUCCAGAGCUGCCUGGCUUGGGCUUUUUCCUGCACCCAAUAAACCACACAGCACUUUGUGUUAUCA
Molecule: messenger RNA, 1160 nt
Organism: Cuculus canorus (common cuckoo)
Lineage: Eukaryota; Metazoa; Chordata; Aves; Cuculiformes; Cuculidae
Gene: HEMGN
Product: hemogen
Exons: 4
Coding region: 130-672 (180 amino acids)
Biological process (GO): cell differentiation; regulation of osteoblast differentiation
Cellular component (GO): nucleoplasm
Source: RefSeq, a predicted model, not a curated record